AAUCUAACUCUUUCGGCUAGCACAGAAAGUGGUGGGGACGGUGCAUCAAUUCCUUGGAGACAACUUCUUGAUCAUCUAGAAGAGUGGCAUAAUUAUCGUGAACAUAAACUGAGUGGUUCUGUAAUGAUUUCCCCAUAUUGAAUAUUUCUGUGUUUGAAGGCCAAAAAAAAAAGGGGAAAUUUCUUUUAUAUUUGAUUGUUAUUAAUUGGAAACUGUUUAUGUCUUAUUAUAUCUACAGGUAAGGCCUAACCAUCCUGGUUUUAAAUGCAAGGAUGGUGGUCUUGGUCUUGCACCUUGGCUUGACAGUGCCCCGCAGUAGGUUUUAUCAGGACUUGAGUAGAAUUUGAUGUUCCCAUUCAAAAAACAAAAGGAUCAAAAGGCAGAGGUGUGACCUUUGCUUAACUCUUGUGGAUUUGUUUUACGGGAACGAACCCUGGAAGAAUUAGGUGGAGAAUCCAGAUAAGUGGUGGGGACAGGACAAUAGAUUGGAUAAGAAGAAUCAAGACUUAAGCACAAAGAAACCAGCAAAGCUCUAUGGGUCGCUGAUUCUCCAGCUUGGGUGCAAUCAAAGUUGCCUUCUUUAAAAGGUAGAAAAGGAACAGCUACUGGUAAGGUGGAAACACUGCUUUCUUAGCUGUGGAAGGGCUGGACUUGAUUUGAUGAAAGUAAUUGAGAUUGGUAAUACAUUGUUAUCUUCAAUACACCUGUCUUGAGUUCAGUAAGCAUUGCUGGUUUGAGGCAACAUGUAUGAUUAUGUGAUGGUAUUGCUUCAAUCCCUUUAGGUUAUUGUGAUGAUGUUAUCACCCUCAUUUCAACGUGAAGCCUUUUUUGCAAGUACCGUCACCAGAUUUGUAUUUACUGAAAUUUAAAAUGCUCAACCAAGACAGAAAGUGCAUGAUAAGACUCUAUGACCUGUAUAUACAAAUAUACAUCUUUUCCUCAUGUAAAAUUGACAUGUCUUACUUUGACCAAAAGCUGAAGUCAUAAGUAUCCUAGUACUAUUUAAACCAUGGAGCUGAGAUUACUUGGUCAUCAUCCAAAGAAAACACUAUUAGAGAGAAGAGGAGAGAACUCAAGAGGCUUAAUGUCUGGCUCACUUUAUCAACAAACCACUGAUCAAGGCUCUUCCUCUUUUGGAGUCUCUGAAGUCUCCACCAGUUUCACCUCCAGAAGCAGCAGCUCGAGCAGUUUGGCCCCUAAUGCUUGCAUAUCGAAACAGGCAAUGAAGAAACGGGAGAGAGCCUCUAAAAAGACUACAACGAUCCACCUCACUGCCAAUCCCACCAAUUUCCGGAAGCUGGUACAGCAAUUCACAGGUUGCAGCAAAACUUCCAUUUCAUUUGAAGCAGCAAAAGGUCCAAUCAACAUAAAUUUUGCAUUUGGAAUGAAGCAGCAGAUGGAUUUUCCUGAACAUGAUGAAUAUGCUUCCAUAGUCCAACCUCAGCAAAACCAGAGAGCGGAACAGGAUCAUCAUCAUCAACAACAACAACAGUACCAGCUAUCCAACCAGGAGGAAGAAGAAUUCUGGGACUUGUCUUUCUUGGACAACAUUAAUAUUAAUGAUCUCAGUAGUGAUUUUGUUUCAACGUCCUGUUUCCCGGGAUCCAAUGUUCCUGAUAUGUCACAAGAGAUUGUCAUGGAGGAUAUGUAUUUCCUUGCAUAAGCAAAUGAAGAUCAAGAACCUUGGUAGAUAAUUAAGCUACUGAAUAAGAGGCAUACAUCCAGGGCAGGAAUUCAUCAAAAGUUCUGUUUCUUUAUUUAUUUUUUUUUUUGGUGUACGGUGUCAUUGAUUAUGUAAUGGGUGAUCAUAUGUUUUUUUGUACUUAAUUAAUGGAGUUUUAUAGA
This is a messenger RNA of Rubroshorea leprosula, 1845 nucleotides long. Lineage: Eukaryota; Viridiplantae; Streptophyta; Magnoliopsida; Malvales; Dipterocarpaceae. The record is from the annotation of a GenBank genome assembly.